Molecule: messenger RNA, 1125 nt
Organism: Ipomoea nil (Japanese morning glory)
Lineage: Eukaryota; Viridiplantae; Streptophyta; Magnoliopsida; Solanales; Convolvulaceae
Product: xyloglucan endotransglucosylase/hydrolase protein 24-like
Exons: 3
Coding region: 112-990 (292 amino acids)
Biological process (GO): xyloglucan metabolic process; cell wall biogenesis
Cellular component (GO): apoplast; cell wall
Molecular function (GO): xyloglucan:xyloglucosyl transferase activity; hydrolase activity, hydrolyzing O-glycosyl compounds
Source: RefSeq, a predicted model, not a curated record
GGCCUCUUAUUGGCCAUCUAUCAACUCACACCAUUAUCCUUCAUCUCUUCACAUUUCAUAUACCAUUCUUCCUCAUCUCGAUCACCUCCCAGCAAAUAUAUCAUAUCAAAAAUGGCAUCUCAUCAAGUUCCCUUAUUCCUUCAGCUUCUUAUGGCGGCUUGUCUGGUGGCAUCCGCCAUGGCCGCAAAUUUCAACCAAGACGUCCAAAUGUAUUUUGGCAAUGGACGGGGUAAAGUGAUGCAAGGCGGCAACAUGGCAGCUCUCACUCUCGACAGGGAAUCGGGUUCCGGCUUCCAAUCCACCAAAGAAUACCUUUUCGGCAGAUUCGAUAUGAAGGUCAAGCUUAUCCCCGACAACUCUGCCGGAACCGUCACCACUUUCUACUUAUCUUCUCUAGGAGACAGGCAUGACGAAAUUGAUUUCGAAUUCCUCGGCAACGUCUCCGGCCAGCCUUACACCAUCCACACCAAUGUAUACUCUCAAGGGAAAGGCGGCAGGGAGCAGCAAUUCCAUCUCUGGUUCGACCCCACCGCCGCCUUCCACACUUACUCCAUUCUUUGGAACUCUCAGCGCAUCAUCUUCCUCGUCGACAACAUUCCCAUCAGAGUUUACCGCAACCAUGAGAGUAUCGGGGUCCCGUUCCCCAAGGAUCAGCCCAUGAGGGUCUACUGCAGCUUAUGGAACGCAGACGACUGGGCUACGCAGGGGGGCCGUGUCAAGACUGAUUGGACUAAGGCACCUUUCACAGUUUACUACCAGAACUUCAAUAUUGAUGCCUGCGUCGUCUCCGGCGGCCGCUCGUCUUGCGAUUCCACGUCCUCCGCUGAUCCGGCCAACAACAAUCAGGCAUGGCAGACGCAGGAUAUUGAUGCGAGUGGGAGGAAUAGGUUGAGAUGGGUGCAGAGCAAAUAUAUGGUUUACAAUUACUGUGCGGAUUCCCAGAGGUUUCCUGGAGGUUUUCCUGCAGAUUGCAAGAACUCAAGAUUCUGAUUUUAUUGGGAUUGUAAUUCUUUAAUUUGUGAUAGAUCCACGUAGAGAGUAUUAUGUACUAAAUUAUAAAAUUAAUGAAAUUCUUUUAUUCUUAGUUCUAUAUAUAUCCACGUAUAUAAUUCCAAUUUCAAACUA